Molecule: messenger RNA, 1790 nt
Organism: Limanda limanda (common dab)
Lineage: Eukaryota; Metazoa; Chordata; Actinopteri; Pleuronectiformes; Pleuronectidae
Gene: stx17
Product: syntaxin 17
Exons: 7
Coding region: 241-1122 (293 amino acids)
Biological process (GO): intracellular protein transport; vesicle fusion; exocytosis
Cellular component (GO): plasma membrane; autophagosome membrane; endomembrane system
Molecular function (GO): SNAP receptor activity; SNARE binding
Source: RefSeq, a predicted model, not a curated record
CGGGGAAGAGAGUUGUUUACAAACAAGUAAUUCUCAGAAAGGAAAAGUGAAAGCGUCGCUGAAACCUGCGGGUUUAGCUUCACGUUAGUUUUCUCACCGUCAUGGAGACUCACAGCAGAUCGUAUUCUGUAAUAUGAAACACUUCGCUGGAUGAUAUUUCUCUUUGAUAGAUAAAGCGGAGCAGGUGCAGUGUGUCUGAAGUUGCACAGAGGUGUUGGCUGUGGGCAGUCUGCAGGACACAUGGCAGAUGAAAGCAACAAGCUGACACUGAGGCGCCUGGAGGCACCGAUCCACAAGUUCAUUAAAGUGGCUCUGCCCACGGACCUGGAGAGGCUGCAGAAACACCACAAUAACAUACUGAAGUACCAACACAGCCAGCAAUGGGACCGCCUUCACCAGGAGCACAUCAACGCCAGCAGAACUGUUCAGCAGCUGAGAGCGAACAUCAGAGAGAUGGAGAAGCUGUGUUCUCGGGUCCGUGUGGAAGACGCUCACGCUCUGGAAGCGCUCGUGAAGCCGGUCAGGGACAGAGCAUCAGCCGCCACAUACGACUUCUUGCUUCUGCACUCUAACCCCGUGCCCCAGCCGGCACCCCCUCCAUCACCUGCGUCUGCCAGCAGCUUCCACCAUGACGACGAUGUGGGCGAGGCGUCGAUGUCUGGCGGCUGGCAAAUACAGCUGCAGCUUCCAGAGAUUCCUGCCGAUCAGAGUGCGGCUGAGUCCUGGGACAACCUGGAAGAGGAUCUGAAGGAGCUGAGUGGUCUGGUGACAGAGUUCAGUCUUCUUGUCCAUUCCCAGCAGGAGACGAUUGACAGCAUAGAGGACAACGUCAACACAGCCGCUGCCAACGUGGUGGAGGGGACCAAGAGCCUGGGGAAGGCAGUGGGCUACAAGAUGGCGUUGCUGCCAGUAGCCGGGGCGCUGCUGGGCGGUGCGCUGGGAGGACCACUGGGGCUGCUGGUGGGGUUAAAAGCCGCUGGGUUGGCCGCUGCUGUGGGAGGUUCUCUGGGGUUCGCGGGGGGGAGCCUGGUCCAGAAACACCGCAAAGGCCGAGUUGAGAUACAGAUGAAGCAACUGACGCCGCCACAGCCAGAAGAAGCAGAGUCCAGCAAAGACAAAUGAUGCGGCUUGUCCUCUGUCCUCAGCUGCUGGUUAAUCACUGAGGUUUCCCAUGUUUCCCAAUUAGAAGGAGAAGCCAAACUCAAAGAGAUUUCCGGUACCGAGCACCGUGGGGAAUCAGUGACACAUUUACAGCCUUGUUGAAGAUUUGGAUACUUUUAUGUUUGUGUGGAAUAGUGUUUCUACUUUUAUACACACAACAGAAUUUUUUUUAAAUUCUGAUCGCAGCAAAGCAGUGAUUUUUAAUUCCACUGUGAGUGAGGCCAAUCUGACAGAGCCUGACUCGGGUGUCAAUGCUUUAUUCUGACUCGUGCAGAUUGGAAGUGAGAGGGAGGUGAAGGGUUGGCCACUGAAACAUUUGUGUGACCGGGUACUUAUGCAGGAAAUAACCAUGUGUACAGCUCUACCACUGAGACUAUAUAAUACUAAUAAUGUGUAAAGAAAAUGUUUUUGACUAUCAUCUCUGUGGUGCUGCAUUUAUUCAUUAAUGUAAAUUUAAAGUUGCACUGCUUCAGAGUUUAUAUCAAUUAUUCUCCAUUUACACACAGACCUGUUGUUUUUGCACAAAAGGCACCUAUGGGCCACAGUCCAGUUCAGUGAGUCUAAGAACCUGCCAUGUAUUGAUUUCACCUCUGACGGUUUCCUGCCAAAUAAAACCUUUCAUUUCACCA